Messenger RNA from Dendrobium catenatum, 642 nucleotides. Its product is annotated as exopolygalacturonase clone GBGE184-like. The record is from RefSeq and is a predicted model, not a curated record. The coding region runs from base 1 to 642 and encodes 213 amino acids. Gene Ontology annotation, biological process: carbohydrate metabolic process. NCBI's taxonomy places the organism in Eukaryota, Viridiplantae, Streptophyta, Magnoliopsida, Asparagales, Orchidaceae. Gene Ontology annotation, molecular function: polygalacturonase activity. The transcript is spliced from 2 exons.
AUGGAUUCCAAGAUCUUGUUAUCGCUCCUCGUCCUCAUCGUAGCACGUGAAAAUAGUUGUUGCGGCCAAAAUUUUACCGAAAAAAUGUUUGAUGUGACUAGCUACGGCGCGUGCCCAGAAGGAAAAAAUAAUAGCGUGCCAGCUUUCCUCAAAGCAUGGAGCGAAGCAUGUUCAACAGAUUGUGGAUUGCUCGGACGGGCGAAAGUGUUGAUACCGGAAGGAACAUUCUUGAUCGGCCCGGUCAGUUUUCAAGGGCUUUGCAAGAGUGCAAUGGUGGUGGAAGUGAAUGGUGUGAUUCUUGCUCCGACGGAUCUACAGGUUUUUCGCAAGGAAUGGAUUGCUUUCAGGCGCGUCAAUGGCUUGCUGAUCACUGGGAGCGGAAAGAUUAAUGGUCAGGGUGCUACUGCAUGGCAGAAGAAGAAGAAGGGCAGCAGACUCCCACCGUAUGCCUGCAUCACAUCAAGCCGCUUCCGCACGUCGCAUCGCGCCGUCGCGUCUGUCUGUGUGCUAUGCCGCUGCUUGCGCUUCUUUGCUGCCUUCGAGCCGUUGUCGCUAUCGCGCCUCGCCACUGCUCGUGAUGCCGCAUCGCAUCGCUUGCCGCUGUCGCUUUUGUCGCCGUUGUUGCUCGCAAGAGUUAUGUGA